Molecule: messenger RNA, 793 nt
Organism: Balaenoptera acutorostrata (minke whale)
Lineage: Eukaryota; Metazoa; Chordata; Mammalia; Artiodactyla; Balaenopteridae
Gene: MRPL20
Product: mitochondrial ribosomal protein L20
Exons: 4
Coding region: 94-543 (149 amino acids)
Biological process (GO): ribosomal large subunit assembly; translation
Cellular component (GO): ribosome
Molecular function (GO): rRNA binding; structural constituent of ribosome
Source: RefSeq, a predicted model, not a curated record
GCGAGGGAGGAGCUGACCCGGAAUCGCUGGGGAGGGGUGGCGGCGGUGGCGCGACGCUCACCUUGGUGAGCAGAGGCGCGGGCUGCGGGCGCGAUGGUCUUCCUCACGGCGCAGCUCUGGCUGCGGAACCGCGUCACCGACCGCUACUGGCGGGUCCAGGAGGUGCUGAAGCACGCGCGGCACUUCCGGGGGAGGAAGAAUCGGUGCUACCGGCUGGCAGUCAGGGCUGUGACGCGAGCGUUCGUGCAGUGCACCCGAGCCCGCAGGUUGAAGAAGAGGAACCUGCGGACGCUCUGGAUCAGUCGAGUUACAGCUGCUUCCCAGGAACACGGCCUGAAGUACCCAGCAUUCAUCCUCAACUUGAUUAAGUGCCAGGUGGAGCUCAACAGGAAAGUACUUGCAGAUCUAGCCAUCUACGAACCAAAGACUUUUAAAUCUUUGGCUGCUUUGGCCAAAAGGAGGCGACAGGAAGGAUUUGCUGCUGCCUUGGGGGACGGGAAGGAGCCCGAAGGCAUUUUUUCCAGGGUGGUACAGCACCUCUGAGGGGGAUGCUGACACCCACUGCCCUUUGAGGCGGAGCAUCUUAGGAAAAGUUUUUUUUUUCCCUCAUGUGAUGAUUAUACUAAAAUAGGGACUAAGAGUUAUUUGUCAACAGUGAGUAAGUUUGAUUUGCAUUUGUGUUAAUUUACAUUUCAGUAACAGGCCUGAGAGAAAAGGCCUUAUCUUGCCUCUUUUGGCACGGGUUCAGAAAUCUCACAUGGAUUGUGUAAAUAAAGUUUGUGUGGAACGCAAA